Molecule: messenger RNA, 1498 nt
Organism: Rhipicephalus sanguineus (brown dog tick)
Lineage: Eukaryota; Metazoa; Arthropoda; Arachnida; Ixodida; Ixodidae
Product: beta-alanine transporter
Exons: 11
Coding region: 44-1381 (445 amino acids)
Biological process (GO): transmembrane transport
Molecular function (GO): transmembrane transporter activity
Source: RefSeq, a predicted model, not a curated record
GUGGGACCUCGUGUGCAACAGAAGGAUUCUGGCAACCCUCAGCAUGUUCCUCUUCGGGACCGGUCUUCUCGCGGGCCACUUCCUCUCGGUCCUCGUAUCGCACAGGUGGGGUCAACGUGCCUCUUUUACGACGUUCCUGUUCGUCCAGUGCCUGUUCGGCAUGCUAGCUGCCCUGUCGUCGAAGUUUCUUGUGUUCCUGCUGUUUCGAACCCUUGUGGCUGUUGGUACUGCAGGAACGUGGACUUCUCUUUCCAUACUCGUGGGCGACCUGGCAGGCCGUAGGCAUCGCGCCGGUGCCCUGGUUUGUUCACGGCUGGCACACGGUCUGGGCCUGUUGCUGCUGGGCCUCGUGUCGCUGGCCGUCCGCGGCUGGGGACACCUAGCCGCCGCCACCUCUGUGCCCUUCGUCGCCUUCCUCGUCUACUGGAGGAUCAUACCUAACUCCCCAAAGUGGCUUCUUGCGCGCGGGAAGCUCGACCGUGUGGAGCAACUGUUGGUCGCCAUCGCUCAUACGAACGGAAGACAGGUUGAUUACCUGUACAGCGAAAAGCUCCGGACGUCCCUGACGCGCCUGAGCGGCCGUGGCUGCAGCGACAGCACCGCCAUCCUCCACUUCCCAGCUGCCAGGGUCCAGUCCGCGAGACGGCGGCGUGUUGUCGUCGUGCUCAUCGUUGGGCUGCUGACGGGUGCCGUGUCGUUGGCACAAGUGUACCUGGCAGCGAGUCUGGCCGGCAACUCGUACCUGCACCUGCUGCUCAUGUCGUGCGCCGAGCUGUCUGCCUGUGUGGCGCCUUUGGCGCUACUCGAACGCGCAGGUUGCGGCCUGGUCGUCUUCUGUGGCUGCUUGUCCGGCGGAGCCGCCUGUCUGGCCCACCUGGCUCUGGCCGGGCGUCCCUGCUUGAGUUUGUGCCUGCUUGCGGUGGCCAAGGCGUCGGUGGGCAGCUCGCUGGCAGUGCUACCGGCCUGGCUUCUCGAGGGCGCGCCUUGCACUGGGCAUCACCAUCUCACUCACUUGGCACAAGUGGCGGAGCUGGCAGCAUUCCCCGUGGUGCCGCUCUUCUUCCCGGCGGACAGUCCCGAGGCAACGCUCGCCGUGUUGAGCGCGCUGCUGGCGUUUAGCUGUGCCCUCUCGGUGCUCGCUUGCGACACAAGACGCGUCCGUGGACUGUGGUGCCUGUGGCGGCCUGACGGGCCCUGGAGAGCCUGGUCUUGGGACAAGAGCAGAGACAUGAAAUGUCGGAGCAUCGCCUGGGAGUUCAAGUAUCCGCAGGUUCCGUCGCCCAUUCCAAGCCUAGUGAAGAAACAAGAAGAACGAAAGCACGACGGUCACUACAGCGCUCGACUACGUUUGGCGGAGGUCGUCAGGGUGACGGUCGUUUGAGCGUUAAAACGCAAACGUACUUCACCGCUUACAGGAAUGUCCGCACUGCCAUCUUCACUGUCUACUUCAAAACAAGGGGAUAACAAUGAAAGAACCAAAGAGAACCUUUUGUUUCCG